Molecule: messenger RNA, 1281 nt
Organism: Caenorhabditis bovis
Lineage: Eukaryota; Metazoa; Nematoda; Chromadorea; Rhabditida; Rhabditidae
Source: the annotation of a GenBank genome assembly
AUGGGGUGGCCAUUGCUGUUCAAUAUGGCAAUUCUCGUGGCGGUAAUUGCGUCGACACCUGAAACACUACAUCGCCUCUCGCAAUCGGAGCAAGACCAUUAUUGGAAUAUGUUCAAAAUGCGCGAUGUCAAUCUUAUGGCCAAAAUUGAUAUGAGAUCAUCUGGUGUGCUUUUUAGAACUCAAUCGCCAGAUGAACAAUUAAAAAUGGAGAUUCUGAUUCAUAAAAGAACGAUUUCCGUUCAGUUCCCUGAAUACGAUGGCUGGCAUCGCCGGAUAACCUUCAAGGUUCCGAAGCAUCUGGAUGGUUCACACAUAUUUGACUUUACUCUAAUGAUAAACUCCAACACAUUAUUUAUAUAUGAUAAUUGCACCGAAAUCUUUUCCGAUCAAAUCGAUGAGAUGGACAUAAGAUUUGAGCACCCACAAAUGGAAUUAAUUCCUGAAUGGAAUGGCCAUUUCCCUAUGAAUCUUUCAAUCGGCACCGGCUUCCCGUUGCGCUACAAAUGUCACAAUAUUUCAAACCUUAUGCCACAUUAUCAUACACUUCGAAUCGAGAAUGUUGGACACCCAACGUCGUAUAAAAUUCAUAGCUACCCAGUCAGCCAGGUGUUUGAAGCACCUGAUGAUUUCGACGGAUGCAACAUUAAUGAGGUUUACGUGAAAACUGGACAAACGGUUUCAUUUGAUUGCUAUCAUUGUAGUUGUACCGCAAACAAAACUGUCGCUUGCAACGUCCCCAAAUGUCCAAACCUCCACUGCAGAAACCCGGUUCUCCGAGAAGGCGACUGCUGUCCGAGCUGCGGCAAGAAGUGCUAUUACAAAGAAUCGCACUCGUAUCAUCCGAAUGGCGAGAUUUUCUGGCCAGACCAUUGCUAUCGCUGCGUUUGUGAUGACGGCGAGCUGAGUUGCGAGACAAUAAAAAAACCGUGCCAAGAGCCGAAAUGCCCUAAAAGUGAUUGGAUCUUCGAGAGUGAGCACCAGUGUUGUCCAAAAUGCAAAAAUUUUGCGGAUUACUGUGCAAUUCAUCCCUGCAGUCCCAAUGCUUCUUGUCAUUCCGAGCGACGUGGCCCCCGAUGUGUAUGCGGAUCGGGUUAUCGCGGAAAUGGCACGGUUUGUCAAGAUAUUGAUGAGUGCGCAUUCUCGGAAGACGCCAAGGCGCAGCUUGGCGGAUGUUUGAGCGGCACCGAAUGCGUGAAUACGCCGGGAAGCUUCCGGUGCAAAUGCCUUCCAGGCUUUCAACGCGUCAGCAACAACAUUUGCGUCCCACUCCUCCGCAUCUAA